AUGUACACGAGUUGCUGCAAAAGGAGGAAUUCUAGUGCAUUCGACAAACUAAUUCUCAUAGAGAUCUUAAUACUUUAUUUGAAUAAGGAUACUCUGAGUUAUUCAAAUAUACACUAUGUUGGCAUAACUAACACCAUCAGUAGAAGUCAGAUCUUAGAUGAUCCUAUUCUCUAUGGCCGAGUUCAAAGAAUACUGACACUUCUCAACGUUAGGGAUGUAGUCAACCACAGGGUGUGUUCGGGGAAAGGGGCAACGGUGACAGGUCGCGGCUCCGGCGAGGUGGACUGGGCAAGGAGCCAAUUCGUCCAGGAAUGCGUGAGGGAACAUAACAUGCUGAGGUCUCUCCACGGAGCCCCGCCUCUCAUACUCUCAGAACAGCUGUGCAAAGACGCGCAGGAGUGGGCGAACAGGCUCGCUCACUUCCAGCUGCUCGAGUACAGCACUGAGCACGGUAGAGGGGAGAACAUCCUUACUACUACCUCGAAGGUCAACAUUACUGGGACCGCAGUCGCCCGGGCGUGGUACGAGACCGGACGGACCUUCAAGUUCGGUGUCACGGGAGCUGCAGACCUCGCACAUGCUGGUCCGUUUUCGCAAGUGGUCUGGGAGUCGACCAAGUACGUGGGCAUCGGCGUCGCGCGGGGCACCGACGGGCGCUCCGUGGUGGUGGCGCGCUACUUCCCUCCGGGCAACGUCGGCGGGCUGUUCAGCUCCAACGUGAAGGCGAGCUGCGACACCAAGACCGUUGCGAGGCGCCCGGCCGCGCUUUCGCGCACGCGCCAGGAGGCGCAGUUCUAUGUGAGCAUUGCACUCGAGCCUCCCGGAAAAGUCAAGAAGACGGACCGCAUGUCUAUGCUGCUCAAGAUCCCCGGCAGGCACCUGGACGAGGAUGGGCUCUCGCCUGGAACGUUGCUCACGCACGCCACAGCCAUCCAGAGCCUCACACCCAAGUCGCCCGUCCGCAACGGGGCCGCUCGGACGUCCAAGCUGUUCCCCAUCUGCUGCGUCACGCCCGCCAAGCCGGAGGAGCGGUGGGCGCAGCCGAGCGCUCGUAGCCAACAGCAACAGCCGCAGGAGCUCCAGCCUUCAAGUCAGAACCUGCGGGAGGAAUUGAGCCCCCGGCAGACCACCAGGGCCUCCACGCUGAGGGUGGAGGAGCAGUUGGAGAGUAUCCACGGCUCCCCCGCCGAAGACCGCUCGCACAGACACUUAUCCACCUCACCCUUGAUCAAAACACGGUCGCCGAGGCGUUGUUCCUCGCCCAAGGCGCUUCCCCGCCUGGCGAGAGCGGCGCGCAAAGCCAACUCGCCCAGGAGAGGCGCUUCGCCCAAGCAGGGUGCCUCUCCGCGCAAGGGCGCCACGUCGCGCCUUAGGACCCUCACUGGGCAGGGCGAGCACGGCGUCGUCAUCGCCACUCUGUAGUGCUGGCUCGGAGCGGACUGCGUGCUCAUCUGCCGGGCUCACUU
Molecule: messenger RNA, 1466 nt
Organism: Penaeus vannamei (Pacific white shrimp)
Lineage: Eukaryota; Metazoa; Arthropoda; Malacostraca; Decapoda; Penaeidae
Source: RefSeq, a predicted model, not a curated record